This is a messenger RNA of Hippoglossus stenolepis (Pacific halibut), 1316 nucleotides long. It is a transcript of the gene zp3f.2, whose product is annotated as zona pellucida glycoprotein 3f, tandem duplicate 2. Gene Ontology annotation, biological process: positive regulation of acrosome reaction; binding of sperm to zona pellucida; egg coat formation. Gene Ontology annotation, molecular function: acrosin binding. Gene Ontology annotation, cellular component: extracellular matrix. The record is from RefSeq and is a predicted model, not a curated record. NCBI's taxonomy places the organism in Eukaryota, Metazoa, Chordata, Actinopteri, Pleuronectiformes, Pleuronectidae. The coding region runs from base 72 to 1070 and encodes 332 amino acids. The transcript is spliced from 9 exons.
GCGCAUUCAGCUGAUGAGACAGGAAGUCAAUAUAACAGUGUUGGUUCCACUUUGCGUCUGAUCAUUCAGUCAUGGUGACUCAUCUGUACCUAGGUGUGAUAAUCGUGGCUGCUUUUGCAGCCACUGUCGCUAAUGCAGAUGUCAAAGUAGUCUGUGAAAAGGACUCUGUAAAAAUCACAUGGAGGAUCGGUGCAGAGCUGGUGCCGAACGCCAUUCGUUUCUUCCUGGGGAGCUGCAUGCCUUCUAAGCUCAAUGUUCUGCCCACUGGGGAGGGGGACGUUCACUUCAACUAUAAGUUGGCUGACUGCAAGUUUAAGAAACUGAUGAAAGGAAAACGCCUCAUUUAUAAAAAUGAACUGACUUACAGGCCACAGGCGAAGAAAUAUCCUCCAUCUUUGAUAUAUCCCAUCGAAUGUGUUUAUAAAAGACCUAAGUCGUGGGUUCCCGCAUUCCUGCAGCCUGGAUCAGGUUUUUCUGAAGGUCAAGGCGAGCUCGUCGUCCACAUGUCGCUCCUCAAUGAGCAAUUAACAGGUGUAGCCAAGACAAACGUCAUCCCUCUGGGCUCUUUCAUGCCAAUAUGGGCAGCAGUGGAGCAGAAGUCCCAUCAACCUCUGCUGCUGCUAAUGGAGGAGUGUGUGGCAGCCACUACACCAGAGUUGCACCCUGGCAGCCAGGUUUACCCAAUCAUUGCCAACAAGGGGUGUCUCUUGGGGAGCGUGAGGGGAAACUCUGUGUUCCUCCCUCGAUACCACUCGUCUGCUCUCCUCCUCUACCUGCAGUCCUUCAAGUUUGGUCUUGGAGAGGAGGUGUACAUCCACUGUAAACUGGUUGUAUGGGACCCUGCAGAUCUGGAUGAGACCAAGAAGACGUGUCAUUAUGUAAAAGACAGUGAAAGCUGGGAGCUGCUCGAUGACCCGCUUCAGAGCUCCCUCUGUAGCUGCUGCGAUUCAACCUGCAAGUCCCGUUCCAAAAGAGGAGAAUCACACAGCCCGAGUCACAAUUCUGUGUUGGGACCCCUGAUCAUCGUGGAGCAAAACCCAUCGUCGGAAGACUUUGGUGUAAAGGAUUAAAACCAACUGUGUCCCACAUGUCUUGAUCCUGAAACUGAUGAACACUGGACAUGAGUAUUAACUAAGACUCUGGUUAUGCACAAAAUGGAGGCCAAGACCAGAUGACCUCCUUCCUGACAUGCAUGAGGUCAUCAGCUUUACAUGGGCCUGACUUAUGUUUUCAGAAUUGCUAAUAAUUACAGAAGUACUGUCCAAAAUCUUAUAGAUCAUCAUCUGAUGUCCAAUAAAACUGGUUUAAGCUCCUGA